Molecule: messenger RNA, 4969 nt
Organism: Juglans microcarpa x Juglans regia
Lineage: Eukaryota; Viridiplantae; Streptophyta; Magnoliopsida; Fagales; Juglandaceae
Product: putative disease resistance protein At3g14460
Exons: 3
Coding region: 108-4331 (1407 amino acids)
Biological process (GO): defense response to other organism
Molecular function (GO): ADP binding
Source: RefSeq, a predicted model, not a curated record
AGUACCCAAAACCAAGUUGGUUGUGAGACUCUUAUUUUAGAUUCUUCUUACUGUUUGGCUAUUCUUUGCUCAUUUUCUUGAUUCAUUUCCUCCUUCCGAAGAGAACAAUGGUUUUCGUAGAGGUCAUUCUUGGUGCAUCCGUUGGUGCAUGCCUUCAAGUACUGUUUGACCGGUUAACGAAGCUCAAAUUGCCGAACUUUGCCUGCCGAGAGGGAGUUCAAGAAUGGUUGGAGGAUUGGAAGGAAAAGUUUUCACAAGUUCAGAUGGCGUUUGAAGAUGCACCUGAGGAACAUUACACUAAAGAACUAGUCAAAGCAUGGCUUACUGAUUUCAAACAAUUGGCAUACAACGUGGAAGAUAUUCUGGAUGAGCUGUCCACGGAAGCUAAUUCGCACCGCAUGUUGAUUGACGAAAAUGGGGCUGCAGGCACGAGUAAGGUACGGAAUCUUGUCACUGCUUGUGUUACUGGUUUGUCUCCAAGUACUGGUGUUCAUUUGAAGAGUGUGAUGAGAAAAAUGAAAGAGGACAUCACUCCUCGAUUAGAUGAACUUAUGGCACGAAAAGAUAAACUGAACUUAGAUAAAAAUGUUGUUGGGACGGCAAACACAAGAACAAAGAAAACGCCUUCAACUUCUUUGGUGCGGACCACAGAUCACAUGUAUGGCAGGGAGGAGGAUGCAGAGGCUGUACUUAAAUUAUUGCUCAGUGAUGCUGCUUCAACUGAAGUAAACGUGAUUUCUAUAAUUGGUAUGGUGGGUAUAGGCAAGACAACACUCGCCAAGUAUAUAUACAAUGAUAAAAAAGUGAAAAACUUUUUUAAUCUGAAAGCAUGGGUUUAUGUUUCUAAAGAUUUUGAUGUUGAGGCGAUUACAAAAACAAUAUUACUCCAGGCGCAACCUGAAAUCAACUGUAACAACAUGGAUCUAAAUCGGCUGCAACUCAAACUCAAAGAGGCAAUACGUAGGAAGAGGUUUCUAAUUGUUCUGGAUGAUGUUUGGAAUCGUGACUCUUUUCAGUGGACUCUCCUGUGUGCUCCUUUCGAAGCAAUGGCUCCAAGAAGCAGCAUUAUCAUCACAACUCGUGAUCAAGAAGUCUCGUCACGGAUGACCGCCUUUAAAGUUAAACCUUACAGGUUAGGAUCAUUGUCAAAUGAUGCUUGUUUGUCUCUAUUUGCCCAACAUGCAUUGCAUUCAAGAGAUUUUAGUGCACAUCCGGAGCUUAAAGAUAUUAGUGAGAAAAUUGUAAGAAAAUUUUACUGCUUGCCUCUAGCGGUAAAAGCAGUCGGAAGCCUCUUACACAAUAAGGAAGAAAGUAAGUGGGAUUUAGUUUUAAACAGAAACAUAUGGGAUACAUUGGAGGAAAGUGGAAUUGCUUCAAUUCUUAUGUCGAUUUAUCACCAUCUCCCCUUACAUUUAAAGAGGUGCUUCGCAUACUGUUCUAUAUUCCCAAAAGACUAUGAAUUUGAGAAGACUCAGGUGGUUCGAUUAUGGAUGGCAGAAGGUUUGAUUCAACAAGAAGAGAACAUCGAAAUGGAAGAUUUGGGUAUGGAGUAUUUUGACAAUCUGGUUUCAUGGUCAGUUUUUCAACAGUCUGGCAAGGACAAAUCAAGAUUUCUAAUGCAUGAGAUCGUCAAUUAUCUUGCUAAAUUGGCAGCAGGAGAUACAUGCUUUAGAAUGCAGGAGAGAGCUGAGGGAAAUGAGCAAGAUCAGGAUAAUUUUGAAAAGAUCCGCCACCUGUCUUACUUGGGUGGUGAAUACGAUAGUUUUGACAUGUUUGACGUAGUUUCUAGACUCACUAAUUUGCGUACCUUCUUACCUCUUACUCCAGUCACUUGUUAUCUGGAUUUCCGUGUUCCUCUUCAAUUGUACCCAAGAUUACAAAGGCUAAGGGUUCUCUCUCUAAGGGGGUACGUCAUAACUGAGCUAUCUGAUUCAAUUGGUAAGUUAAAGCUUCUAAGGUACCUCGACCUUUCCAAAACUUCGAUCAGAAGCAUGCCCGAAUCAAUGACUGAUCUCUACAACUUACAGACAUUGCUGUUAGAGGAUUGUUUUCAUUUAGAGAAAUUGCCUUCGAUGUUUGGGAACCUGGUCAACCUUCGCCACCUCAAUAUUCUAGGAGCAACUAAAUUGAAAGGAAUGCCUAGGCAAAUAGGUCAAUUAAAAUUUCUCCAAACACUGUCUAAUGUGGUUAUUGGAGACGGUGGUUGCUUCGGAAUAAAAGAUCUAGCAUCUUUGUCACAUCUUCAAGGGACACUCUGCAUUUCAAACUUGGAGAAAGUGACUGAACUCCAACAUGCAAGGGACGCUGAUUUAAUAAAUAAGACCAAAAUUAGUGUUUUGUCGUUGGAAUGGAGUGAAAGCAUGAGGGAUGGAACAAAUGAGUUAAAUGUACUCAACGUGCUACAGCCUCACAACGGUUUGAAAGUGCUUACUAUUAGCUGCUAUGGUGGUACAGAAUUUCCGAGUUGGUUAAAAAGUCCUUCCUUUCAUGAUAUGGAGGUCUUGACAAUUGAGAAUUGUAAAGAGUGCGAGUCAUUGCCACCAAUUGGGCAAUUACCAGCACUAAAAGUCCUUUCCAUCCGCGGCAUGGAUAAAGUGAUGAAUGUUGGUCCUGAGUUUCAUGGGGCUGGUGUCUCGCCUUUUAGAUCGUUGGAGACUUUGCAUUUCGAAAAUAUGAAAGAGUGGAAGGGCUGGAGUUCUUGUGAAGAAUUCCCAAAUUUAUGUGAGCUUUCACUUAGAAGUUGUCCCAAGCUAUUGGGAUAUAUACCGAAACACCUUCCUUUGCUAAAGAAGGUUCAGAUAGAUGGUUGUGGGAAGUUACGGAUCUUAGUUUCAAACUUUCCGGAUCUCUGUGAACUAGAAGUCGAGGGAUCAAAAGGAGUGGUGGGCAGAAGUAUGGAUGGCAUCAGCUCAUCAGAACUCGGGUUUCUUUCUAAAAGUUUAAGAUUCACAUCUCAAAUAGAAGGGUUUUCAAUGCAGUGGCUCACAAAUGUAGAAGAUCUAACUAUUUUUGCAUGUGAGGAGUUAAAAUGUUUGUGGUCUGUCGUUGAGGAACCAUUGCCACAUCUCCAAUUUCUUCGUCUUCUGCACAUUGAUAACUGUCCCAAACUAGUUUCUUUGGUGUCAGAAGAAGUAGAAGCACGCCUCCAACAGGGUACGCCAUCCAUGCUCACAGAAAUCGUGAUCAAGAAUUGCAUGGUCCUGAAAUCCUUACCAAAGGCAAUGAUGUAUAACAACAAUUGUCUUCAGCUGAUUCGAAUUGUAAAAUGUGAUUCGCUAAAGCAUAUUGCAAGAGGCCAGCUACCACCAACUGUAAAGCGAUUAGAGGUAAGUUACUGCCAGAACAUGGAGAUAAUUUUGCUGGUGGAUAGUGAUACCAGCAGUUGCAGCAGCACCACAUCUCAACUUCAAUACCUGACAAUUCAAUACUGUCCCUCUCUCAAAUCCUUGACAUCAUGCAGAGAGUUACCUAGAUCACUCAAACACCUCAAUUUGUUGGGGUGUCCACAGCUGGAGUCAAUUGCGAACAGGUUUCAUUAUAACUCGUUUCUUGAAUGCAUUAAAAUCUCAGAUAGUGAAAACCUUCAGUCCUUACCCACUGGCAUAAACGCUCUCAGCACUCUACGUGAUAUUGAUAUUAGGAAUUGUCCGAGUCUUCAUUUGUCCUUGGACCGAGAUUUGCUCCCUGCCAACCUGAGAGUACUUCAUAUAUCUGACUGUGUGGAGGUGUCGGCCCUACCCGAAGCCAUACACAACCUCACCUCCCUUGAAAAAUUGACAAUGCACCAUUGUUCAGUAGUUCCUUUUCCGAAACCAAAUCUUCUCACCAACCUAGCAUCACUUACGAUAUCUCAUGUCAGAAACAGUACUGAUGCCUCUUUUGGGUGGGGGUUGGACAAUCUUAUCUCUCUUAAUAAACUUGAAAUUAGAAAAUUUGAGCCUGUGUCCUUUUCAAAGAUCAUGUUUCCUGCCUCUCUAAAAAUCCUCACCAUCUCAGACUUUCCGAAUCUGAAACAUCUAUCUUCCAAGGGCUUUUCAAAACUCGUCUCUCUUAAAGAACUGUAUAUCUCUGAGUGCAGAAAGUUAGAGUUCUUUUCAAAGGAUGGCCUACCUCCCUCACUUCUGAAACUUUGUCUCAUUAAGUGCGAAAAGCUACGGUCCUUUCCAAAAAAAGGGUUGCCUCUCUCACUGCAGGAACUUUACGUCUUUCAAUGUCCCAAGCUGGCAAAACGUUGCAACAAAGAUCAAGGACGAGAAGGGAGAAAGAAAGCUCACGUCCUUCGCGUUCAAUUUCAUACAAAUCUCAAUCGAAGGCCAUCCGAUCCCCUUUGAAUCAUGUGGAUAUUGAAGGCAUCCAGUCGCUGCUAUUUAUUGCUCCCAAGUCUGAUUGGUUUUGCCCAAAACAGAUCCAAUAAUUUUUAGUCAUCACACCCUUAGCAUUAAGGGAAAACAUGAAGAUAGUCUUCCUCGACUAGAUAUUGAUGAUCUCCUUUGCACCGAACUGCAUGAUAAUGAACUGAUCAUGAAGCAAAUGAAUAAGAAGAGAUGGUUCAAAACACUGGUGCAAGUGCCAUCUGAAAAUUGCAAUACGCGGAAGUACUACACUCACCGUCUUUGCCUGAAGUGAUCAUAACCUUCACUUCAAAUUUGAUACUCAGUUGUAAAUACUGUGGCGAAAGGGUGCGUAUGUUUAUGCAUUUAUGCCUAUUCUGAUAUUGGAGGUUGCCUGUUGAGACUCGACAGAUCAGACCUCUUUGUUCAUGAAAUAGACAUCCAUUUAGAACAUUUCCUAAAUAUCCAGAGGUGUGCAACUCCAGUAGUUAAUUUGCUCUGUUAAUAUUUGCCUAUAUUGUUUUGUUUUUCCUCUGUUUUUUAUCUGAAUGAUUGCAUUGCUUCGUUUUCUGCCAAAUGGUGCACUAAUUACGAAAGAAUUUAUUAGCACUUUUAUUGAAAAUCAGCAUUGCUGAUUA